AUGCGUCCCUUGGCCCUUUUCCUCUUUGUAGCCUGCUUGCCCGCUGUUUGGCAGAUGGAGCAGAAGGCACUGGAUGAAUUUGUGAACCUUCUUGACCCUCACUACAGUUACACAGUCCUGGAGAAGAAGACUUUCAACUUUCUUUACGAUUUCACUGUUAUUACCAUCAACAUGACUUCCCAGAAGUGGCUGGAUGAAUCUGAAGUGGACAAACCAGUCUGGAGCCAUAAUUUGACAAUCUAUGUGCCCAAAACUAGGAAGGUGGAAAAAUCAUGUCUCCUCUUCAUCAGACCUGACAAAAAGGAUGAAUCGACUUCACCUGAUCCCUUCCAUUUUAAAGACUUUGGAGCAUUAGUACUGUCAACAAAAUCGGUCGUAGCAGAGCUGAGGCCAGUUCCUGACCAGCCACUCACCUUCUAUAAUCACCCUUUAGGACACAAGAACAGCAGAGGAUAUGAUAUAAUGGCAUAUUCCUGGUGGAGGUUUCUGAAUGACAUGACAGCACCUCCACACUGGCUUGUGCAAUUCCCCAUGGUCAAGGCCACCAUAAGAGCUAUUGACACUAUCACAGCCUACGUGAAGGAAGAGUAUUAUAGAGACAUCACAAAGUUUACAUUGGCCGGCAUUUCCAUGGCUGGAUGGGCCUCCUGGCUGACAGCAGCAGUUGACAAGAGGGUUGAAGCCAUUAUUCCCAUUGCCAUGGAUUUGCUGAAUAUCAAUGAGAAUUUACACCACCAGUACCGAGCGUAUUGCGGAUGGUCAUAUAUGUUGAGAUCCUUUUAUGAGAUGAAUAUAACACAAGAAUUGGACAGCCCCCGUUUCAGUCUUCUGGCUUCCCAUGUGGACCCCCUUGCAUACAACGAGCGAUACACAAAUGUAGCCAAGUACAUAAUCGAUUUAUCAGGGGAUGAGAUCUUUCAGCCUGACAACUCGCAUUAUUACUUCUCCCAACUGGAAGGCAAGAAAUAUCUCCGAAUCCUCCCAAAUUAUGAUCAGAGUUUUUCCGGAAACGACACAUUCAUGAGAAACAUUUCUCCCUUCUACGUCAGAAUGGUACAGAAGAAGUAUCCACUUCCCAACAUCUCCUGGAAUACAAGCACGACAAAUACCGGCGGGAUUAUCACUUUACGCACAUAUAAUGUCCAUAGAGUCUAUGCUUGGUAUGCUGACACAGUUGGUGGAACCAGGCGAGACUUCAGGACGAAGAUAGCAGCAGGCAGUUCUACUCAAAACAACCCUGUAAAAUGGACUAAGACGAGUCCUUUGAAAGGGGUUAAAGAUGUUUAUAAGGCAGAAUUUCAAAACCCUGCAAAAGGAUGGAGAGCCUUCUUCAUUGAGGCUGUCUACACAGGAGGUGUGGUUAAGGCUCCAUUCACAGCAACAUCAGAACUUCUCAUCAUCCCCGACACUUUUCCAUGUCCUGACUGCGAUGGAGAUGGAUGCCGUGGAACGUUGGUCUGACAACCUCCAGGAAACAGUCAGGAAAGCUCUUGCUCUCCUGGCUUUCUGCUAACAAUGCAGAACUGAAUUAUUCACGAGGGCUUUUUCACUCAGGUAACAGGGCUGUGAUGUAAGAAUGGCUCAGAUAUUUUUCUUGGUAAAGGGAUAAAUCCUGUUGACUGUUCUAUUAGCU
Messenger RNA from Eublepharis macularius, 1633 nucleotides. RefSeq names its product autocrine proliferation repressor protein A-like. The transcript is spliced from 13 exons. Bases 1 to 1461 code for a protein of 486 amino acids. The record is from RefSeq and is a predicted model, not a curated record. Lineage: Eukaryota; Metazoa; Chordata; Lepidosauria; Squamata; Eublepharidae.